GAUCCACAAUGGCACAAAAUCAGCCCUCGUAUCUGCCACCGGACAUUCUGGAGUCCCAAAUAUCCAUGAUCGACCUGUUAACCGCCAUGUUUCCUUCGCCGGGAGAGGUUGAAAUACCCGAAUCGACAUCUCAAUGCGUCGAGAAACUUCGGGAAUGGUGCGAAAAUCCCUCGUCGCCAAUGCCAUCGGGAAUCCCCACCAGCAUAUAUCUCACGGUCUCCUUGCCAAUAGCAGAUGGAGAAAAGUCUAUCCAAGUUAAUAUGUCUAUUCCACUUCAAUCGGAAAAAGACACAGACACGAUAGACCAGCCGCCCCCGGCAAAUUACUCAUUACGCCAACCAGACUGGAUGUCCAAGGCCGAGUUGGCACAGCUGGCCGCCGGAAUGCCGCAAGAUGAUGUCUUGGAGACGUUUGAAUACGUACAAGAAGAGCUAAACCGCUUCUUGGAAUCGCAAAAGCAACGAGAAGCCCAGGCCGCGGAGGCAACCAAUGCCAGUUCAGGCCGUGAAGGUCCCAUUGUGCGAGUUUGGUUCUAUUUCCCGUCUCUAUCAACGAGGAAGAAGAGAGAUGAUAUGGUCAACAAUGCUCCUGCCUAUUCUCUCACUGGCUUUGUUCUGGCGGGGAAACCGGGAGUGCUGUGUCUAGAGGGAGCUUCGUCCGACAUCGACGCUUACAUGAGCUUCAUUAAGACGCAUUCGUGGGGCGAUAUACCAAGCCACCAGAAGAAGGUUAGUGAGAGAUUCCGUGAGAAGGAUGGUGUGGAGAGAGUGUUUAGUGGGAUGGAGGAGAUUACGGACUCGCUGGGUGAGCGCGGUGGGCAAAGGGCCAACCGUGGAGAUAUGCAGGCUCUGGAAGCGUGGUUGGACGCUAGAGGGUUACAGGAAGCAUUUGAGAAGGUUAUCUUCUAAACUUUCGACUAAAGCCAUGUAUACAUUCUCAUGUUUGCUGGGAACACUUGUGGGUUUGGCAGUCUUCG
This is a messenger RNA of Aspergillus steynii IBT 23096, 976 nucleotides long. RefSeq names its product DUF1115 domain protein. NCBI's taxonomy places the organism in Eukaryota, Fungi, Ascomycota, Eurotiomycetes, Eurotiales, Aspergillaceae. The transcript has a single exon. The record is from RefSeq and is a predicted model, not a curated record. Bases 261 to 908 code for a protein of 215 amino acids.